This is a messenger RNA of Rhizopus microsporus ATCC 52813, 456 nucleotides long. RefSeq lists its product as uncharacterized. The transcript has a single exon. The record is from RefSeq and is a predicted model, not a curated record. NCBI's taxonomy places the organism in Eukaryota, Fungi, Mucoromycota, Mucoromycetes, Mucorales, Rhizopodaceae. Bases 1 to 456 code for a protein of 151 amino acids.
AUGGAAUUGUCAUUCAAGAAUCCUGCAACAAGACGACCUACAGAGGUUGAUGACGACAAAGAUCGUCGUUUAAUUAAACACAUAAUGACAGUUUGUCGAAAAUCAAAGGAGGACGAGAUUCCACAAUUGCUUAAAGAUAAAAUGCCUUCAAAAGAGAUUAUCGAACUGGUGUCUAGCAGCGAAGAAGAAGAAGAAGAUGAAAGAGAAAUAACGUAUGCAAUUGAAAAUGGAAUGUAUACAGAUGACAUGACGGACAUUGCAAGUAUAUCAAGCAUACAGUCAGAAGCUAGCUCAAGAGAAAGUGUUGAAGACAUAAAUAAUGAUGACUCCUGCUCUGAUCAAUUUGAAGAGCGGCAAUCAAGUGAUACCCAAGAUGAUGAUAGUAAGGAAAGAGUACGGUGGUUCUUGAAAGCAAUGGCUGAAUAUGACCACCCAAGUGUUGUGAUAUAUGAAUAA